GGUGGUUACGCCCCUCUCCAUCCAAUGGAUUUUAAUGAAAUUGAGUUUCUUGCAGAGAAAGAGCUCGUAACUGUAGUACCAAACUUUUCAGAGGACAAGAUAACACUUGUAACAGGAGACUACGGACCAUUUAAUCCAUCUAUGCCCACGACCGUACCACUGUGGCUAGCGGUGAGUCUUAAGAAGCAGCAAAGAUGUCAUAUCCAGCCGCCCGAGUGGUUGAAUGUCGACAUGUUGACCCAGAAGAAACAAGAUGAGAAAGAGUCUGAGCUUUUUGUUGAAAUGCCCUCGAAUCAUUUCAUUGAAAUAGCCACCAUACUCCUCGACAAUGCAUCUGACGACAUAACACAACCUGAUGAAGUGCGGGCACUAAUUAAAGAUAUAUCUGACGCCAGGGCUGCUAAACUAAAAAAGGGUAUUGUCGAUAUGGUUGUUGAAAGAGCAACGCAUGGAAAGGUUGAUAACCUCACGCCAAUGGAGGUCACUUCUGUGCGUUCUUUCCUGACUCAAUCCCUUGACCAGUUACACAUUCUUCGCAGUCACGCCAACCAACACGCAACCCAGACAUAAUAUUAUUAUUUUUAUGUGCUCUUAUUAUAGCUAUAUAAUAUAUUAUAUGCAGGUAUAGAUACUGUAAUAAUUUAAUUGAAGUUUUAAUGCUCUUUAAAUAAUAAUUAUACUGUUACUGAUUAUAUAGCUAUUGUUGUAUUGACAACUUUUAAUAUUA
Amphimedon queenslandica is the source of this 727-nucleotide messenger RNA. Its product is annotated as DNA replication complex GINS protein PSF2-like. The record is from RefSeq and is a predicted model, not a curated record. Bases 25 to 570 code for a protein of 181 amino acids. Lineage: Eukaryota; Metazoa; Porifera; Demospongiae; Haplosclerida; Niphatidae. Gene Ontology annotation, biological process: DNA replication; double-strand break repair via break-induced replication. Gene Ontology annotation, cellular component: GINS complex; nucleus. The transcript has 5 exons.